Colossoma macropomum (tambaqui) is the source of this 2693-nucleotide messenger RNA. It is a transcript of the gene ankmy2a, whose product is annotated as ankyrin repeat and MYND domain containing 2a. The record is from RefSeq and is a predicted model, not a curated record. Lineage: Eukaryota; Metazoa; Chordata; Actinopteri; Characiformes; Serrasalmidae. Bases 105 to 1385 code for a protein of 426 amino acids. Gene Ontology annotation, molecular function: protein binding. The transcript is spliced from 10 exons. Gene Ontology annotation, biological process: regulation of smoothened signaling pathway.
CUUUAUGUAUUAGGUGUAAGGAGUUGCGGCUUGAGGUGGCCUUUAACAAAACUGUAUUGAUUUUUGCCAGUUUCAGAUACGGAUUUAUCUAUAUUUAGCUGAUAAUGUCUGCUCCAAAGAAAGGAGAUCUGUCCGACACUGAAAAGGAGUUAUUCGUGGUUAUUGCUGCAGGUAAUGUGCAGGAAGCAUCACGGUUGCUUGGCUCCAAAGAUGUCAGGGUCAACUGCCUGGAUGAGUAUGGCAUGACGCCCCUCAUGCAUGCUGCAUAUAAGGGCAAAGCAGACAUGUGUAAGCUGCUAUUGCAGCAUGGAGCAGAUGUCAACUGCAAUGAGCAUGAACAUGGCUACACUGCUCUCAUGUUUGCCGGUCUCUCAGGAAAGACAGAUAUCACCUGGAUGAUGUUGGAUGCUGGAGCAGAAACAGAUGUGGUGAACUCAGUGGGCAGAACAGCAGCACAAAUGGCUGCUUUUGUGGGACAGCAUGACUGUGUCACCGUUAUCAAUAAUUUUUUCUCCCGGAAGAGGCUUGACUACUAUACGAAACCCCAGGGCUUAGAAAAGGAGCCAAAACUGCCCCCUAAGCUAGCAGGACCAUUGCAUAAAAUCAUCAUGAGUACUAAUCUCAACCCUGUCAAGAUGGUGAUGCUGGUCAAGGAGAACCCGCUACUUGUAGAUGCAGAGGCUCUAGAUAAGUGUCGAAAGGUGAUGGAGCUGAUCUGUGAGAGGUGUGUGAAGCAGCAGGACAUGAAUGAGGUUCUGGCCAUGAAGAUGCACUAUAUCAGCUGUUUGCUGCAGAAAUGUAGCGCCUUCAUCAAAGACCGUGAGGAUAAAUUGGAUGGCCUUACCAAGAGUCUUCUAAAAGGUAGAGAGACUGACGGCUUCCCAGUGUUCCAGGAGAAAUUUAUUCGGGAAUGCAUCCGGAAAUUUCCUUACUGUGAUGCUACUUUGCUUCAGCAGCUUGUCCGAAGUAUAGCUCCUGUUGAGAUAGGUAAUGACCCCACAGCUUUGUCAGUGCUUACCCAGGCCAUCACAGGGCAGGUGGGCUUCAUGGAUGCAGAAUUCUGCACCACCUGUGGGGAGAAGGGAGCAGAAAAGAAGUGCUCCAUCUGCAAAAUGGUGAUCUAUUGUAACCAAGACUGCCAGAAGCUUCACUGGUUUACCCAUAAGAAGGUCUGCAAGAAAAUGCAGGAGCAGAGGCAGAAGCAUGAGGCUGAAUCAGCCAAGCGACUAGAGAAACAGGCCAAAGAAGCUGAAGAGAAUAAAGCAUUGGAAGAGACGACCAACACCAUGGAAAAUCUCUCUGUUCAGAAGGACCAAGUUACCAGCACGUCAGAUAUCCAAAUAGAAAGUGUUAGCUCAGAGCCCGUUCCAGUAAAUGCAGACUGAUUAUACAGAGACACAACAUUAUCCCAGCUUCUUUCCCAAAAUCAUCAUUAUCAAAGACCUGCCUCAGCUAGACCGUUUUGAUCUGUUCAUCAUCCAGUAUCUGAGGUGGCCUUCAGAAUGUUUGUCAGAGAAGGGCUCCAUGGAGUAUGAGAUCAAGCGGAAAAGCCAACAAAGCUUUGUGACACAGAGGCACAUUGUGAAGGGUUUCCGUCCACAUCUAACACAUUGUACUGUAUUGUUUUGUUCUUUUUAAGUUGUGUAUGUGAUAAUGUGUAUGGAAACAUGUAGAUUUAGUAUAGAGAGAAUAUAUUUAUGAUAGUUGGUUUACGUAAAGUUGGUUUGUAAUAUAUUGCUUAAAGACACUGAAGCCAAUGCCUUAAAACAUGUCAGGUUAAUAGUGGAAGAGGAUUAAAAAAGAAAUGUAUAAGCAUUUCUGUAGCGAUUCUGAAACACAUUACUUUCUUGCAGUAAUACUCCAUCUCACAGUUGCAGUAAUGCAGAUGGAACCUCAAGAAAUUCACAAGUCUUCAUUAGGUUACUUCUGCAGUCAUAUUAAAGAGUUAAAAGUAGCAAAAGAGCUUCACAGUGCUCAGUAGAAUAAUGGGAAGGAAAGUAACAAACAAACAUGAGUAAUGAAAAACACUGCAAUGUUUUAACAUUUAUUACAGAUUGGGGGUGCCUGUAAGAGGUGCAGGAAAUGUAACGCUUACCUGAAUUUGAAAGUGAGGAUGCUGGCAGCAGUUGGGCUCCACUCCUCCAGGGGGCUCUGUUGAGUUGUUCUCAUACAGCACCAGUCGAUAAUAGAGAAUUGCAUGAUGAAUCUGCACUCAGAAGGGUCCGCUAUCUUGUCAGAUGGGCAACUGAAAACGGCAAACAGUUCCACACUACACUGCCCUCAAGUUUCUUUACAUCUGUCACAUUUUGGGCAGUUUAAACUUGUCCUCAUUCCUUUCCAUUUACUCACAUUGUACAGGUCUUUCUGGAGCCAUGUGGACCUGAAAUCAGUGGCACAUGACUUAUUAGUUAUAUAAAGAAGUGGUCCCUCCAACUUGAAACCCAAAUUAUCUUAUCUUGCAUUGCCAACACAAACACAGCGAAACACCUGGCUCGUCUUAAGUUCAGCAGUGAUUUGAUCUAUAUGUAAUACAGUGUGAGUUAGUAUGAGGCAAAUAGAAGCCUGUAAAAUGUGUCAGCUAUAAAGUAAAGCAUUAUUUUAGGCCAGAGAGCAUCCUUUGUUUAUUUCAUUUUUAGUCAAAACAGCCAUGAAGUUAUAUCUACCAGCGUCAGAAAAAAAAGGAGCAAACAUUU